AUGGCCUCGGUGGGUCCCUCCGCAGCCUCCGCGCAGCCCGCCCUGCCCUCCGGACCCGCCGUCUUCAAAACCAUCCCCUACGCCUUCAUCCUGCCCGAGAUCGUCUGCGGGACCUGGGUGUGGAUCCUCGUCGCUGCUACCUCCGUCUCCUUGCCGCUGCUGCAGGGAUGGGUGAUGUACGUGUCCCUCACCUCCUGCCUCAUCUCCCUGCUGCUCCUCUUAAGCUACCUCCUCGGCUUCCACAGGAACAGCGAGAACUGGAAAGUGCUGGACAGUUUGUACCAUGGCGCCACGGCCAUUCUGUACAUGAGCGCCGCGGUCCUGCAGGCCAACGCCACCAUCAACUCUGAGUUCGGCGUCAACGCGCCCCUCAACUACCAACUCAACAGCGCUGCAUCGUUCUUCGCCUUUCUCACGACCUUCCUGUACAUCCUCCAUGCCUUCAGCAUCUACUACCAGUGAUCCUGGCAGCACCAGAUUGACCUUGACAGGACAAGGGCUUUCCCAGUGUGAGAGACCUUGCUGUCAUCCCAAGGUGUCCCUGCUCCAGCCCUGUCACCAGGCCUCAGGAACAGCAAGUCCUUUUGCACUUCAUCACAGGAGGGAUUUUUGCUGGUACACGUUGGUGUGCCUGUGGGACAUUUCCUGCCUUGCCUGGGGGAGGGACUUGUGAGGGGAGGGACUGGGUGCAGGCCCCAAGCCUCCAAUACCAACAUUCUGCCAAAUAUUGACAACCAUGGGAAGAGGGAAAAAAAAAAAACCAGUUCCUUCAGCAAACAACCUCCUUUCCUAUGUAAUUUGCCUUUCUCCGGUUCAGCUCCAUCCCUCCCCAGCACAAGUUCAUAACAAUGAUACAAGAUUGUGUUCCUUGAC
Messenger RNA from Melozone crissalis (California towhee), 873 nucleotides. It is a transcript of the gene MALL, whose product is annotated as mal, T cell differentiation protein like. The record is from RefSeq and is a predicted model, not a curated record. Lineage: Eukaryota; Metazoa; Chordata; Aves; Passeriformes; Passerellidae. Gene Ontology annotation, cellular component: membrane. Gene Ontology annotation, molecular function: structural constituent of myelin sheath. The coding region runs from base 1 to 462 and encodes 153 amino acids. The transcript is spliced from 4 exons. Gene Ontology annotation, biological process: myelination.